AGCAUACCAAUGCAAUUGCACGACCACUUUAUCCAAAGCUGCCUGCUUCGCCAGUCUCAUCACCAUUAAACAGAGGUGUGUGAGACCAUGGAAGGAAAGGGAGAUAACUGGGCAAGGUGUAAACCUACAUGUUUUGUCUCUUGCAGGUAUGUGAAGACAUACCUCCUCCCAGACAAAUCCCGCUCAAGGAAGCGGAAAACCACCAUCAAACGGAACACGUACAACAAGCUGCUCAAGUAUGAGAUCAGCAAGGCCCUCCUGCUGACAAGGACCUUGCAGUUCUCUGUCUGGCACCACGACUGUUUUGGCCGGAACACUUUCUUGGGAGAGGUGGAGGUUCCGAUGGACACCUGGAACUUUGAGAGCCCGUUGGAGGAGUGCCUCCCCCUGCAUGGCAAGAAUGCUGCAGACUCAUCUGCUUCUCCUCAAUACAAAGGCGAAUUGGUGGUUUCUUUGAAGUUCAUUCCACCUGCUAAGCAUGCCAAUGCAGGAAGUGGAAGAAAAGGCAAAAAGGAAGAUGGCGGUGAACUUCAGGUCUGGAUCAAAGAGGCCAAGAACUUGACAGCAGCCAAAUCUGGAGGGACAUCUGACAGCUUUGUCAAGGGGUGAGCAAAUGGGAGCUUGCUAAAACUGUGUGAUGGGUGGAAAGGAGGCUGGAGACUGAGGGUUUACAGUUAAUUGUUGCCCUGCCCAGGUACCAC
Lacerta agilis (Sand lizard) is the source of this 701-nucleotide messenger RNA. RefSeq names its product synaptotagmin-like protein 4. Gene Ontology annotation, molecular function: neurexin family protein binding. NCBI's taxonomy places the organism in Eukaryota, Metazoa, Chordata, Lepidosauria, Squamata, Lacertidae. Gene Ontology annotation, cellular component: plasma membrane; exocytic vesicle. The record is from RefSeq and is a predicted model, not a curated record. Gene Ontology annotation, biological process: exocytosis.